GACGCGACCCGCAAGGGGGUGCUGCAAAUCGUCCGGAAGGGGAUGUCUGCGAUCCUCGGCCAGUCUGCGGGCGGGAUGGAGAUUCGCUCGCCCGCGGGCCAGAUCCUGCACCUGUCCGACGUCGUCCUGCAGCGGAUCGACAUGUCGGCGCUCAAGUACGGGCUGUGCUGGGAGAGCCGCUUCGCCCCGCCGCAGAGCCUGAUGGCGGUGCCUUCGGACGUGGAGGCGAGCGUCACCUUCAGCUACACACUCGGCCAGAACGCGCUGAUCGGCGAGCUGCCGCUCGGCUCGGGCUCCGGCUCGCUGAUCGUCAAGGGCUUUCUCGGCCUCAACAUCGACCUCGCCGCGACGCGCCUCACGACCUGCGAAGGCCACUUUGGCUUCGUCUCGUACGAGGCGGGGCUCGAGGCCGUGCUCGGCGUCGGCGCCGGCGGCGCGUCCGCUGACGUGUCGAAGAUCCUCGACGUGCUGAUGCCGACAAUCUCCAAGUCGGUCCCCUCCAUCAUCUGCACCGGGCAGGGCACCGGCGUGAUGGCCAGCACGUCCGUCGCCCUCGACCGGAUCGGCGAGGCGGAGGCGGGACACAAGGGGUUCCGCGGCCUCGUCGCCGAGGUGAACGCGCUGCUGCACGAGGAGGAGCAGCACAACUUCCUGGAGGGUUUUCGCGUAUCGGCGUCGGGGAGGUGAGAGUACAGAGUAGCGCCCCACAGCGUUCCAAUCUGGCAUGAGCCAUGCACUGCAUGCACGUGUACGUGUAGUGUACGACAUGGUAUGACAACGCGUAGAUGAUUGUAACCAUGGUGCAAGAGGAUCGUCGGCUCUCGGGGGAGGCUCCGCAAGAGCCAGAUAGAUGAUAGAGAGAGCGCGAAGCGUACGAUAUUUACGCGUACAGUCAGUACGU
Molecule: messenger RNA, 901 nt
Organism: Emiliania huxleyi CCMP1516
Lineage: Eukaryota; Haptophyta; Isochrysidales; Noelaerhabdaceae
Exons: 2
Coding region: 43-687 (214 amino acids)
Source: RefSeq, a predicted model, not a curated record